Messenger RNA from Vitis vinifera (wine grape), 3025 nucleotides. RefSeq names its product receptor-like protein 6. The coding region runs from base 49 to 2835 and encodes 928 amino acids. The transcript has a single exon. Gene Ontology annotation, molecular function: protein binding. The record is from RefSeq and is a predicted model, not a curated record. NCBI's taxonomy places the organism in Eukaryota, Viridiplantae, Streptophyta, Magnoliopsida, Vitales, Vitaceae.
GUCUACUGGAUUGCUAUCAAUGCACAUUGCUCAUUACUAUAUAAGACUAUGGAUCCUAGUUGUGAACCCUCAUCACUCCCAUUUGCUUUCUUAUUAUCCAUAGAAAAUAUGGGCUCAACUUUGUGUCUCUUCAUGUUCAUGCGCUUUCUCCUUUUAGUCUCAUCUUUUUAUCCAAUGGUGGCUAACUCUUCCUCUUUUAUGCAGCAGCCACUGUGCCAUGAUAGUGAGAGGUCUGCCUUGCUUCAGUUCAAGCAAAGCUUUUUGAUUGAUGGGCAUGCCUCUGGUGAUCCUUCUGCUUAUCCAAAAGUUGCAAUGUGGAAAUCCCAUGGAGAAGGAGAAGAAGGAAGUGAUUGCUGCUCUUGGGAUGGUGUUGAGUGUGACAGGGAGACUGGCCAUGUGAUCGGCCUUCACCUUGCCAGCAGUUGUCUCUAUGGUUCUAUCAACUCCAACAGCACCCUCUUCAGUCUUGUUCAUCUCCGGAGGCUUGACCUCUCUGAUAAUGAUUUCAAUUACUCCCAGAUCCCAUUUGGUGUUGGUCAGCUUUCAAGGCUUAGGAGUCUCGAUCUCUCCUCUGAUAGAUUCGCCGGCCAAAUCCCAUCGGAACUCUUAGCACUGUCCAAAUUGGUUUUCCUUAAUCUCUCGGCAAACCCAAUGUUGCAGCUUCAAAAGCCGGGCUUGAGAUAUUUGGUUCAGAACUUAACCCACUUAAAGGAACUUCAUCUGAGGCAAGUGAACAUUUCUUCAACAAUACCACAUGAGUUGGCAAAUUUAUCUUCAUUGAGAACUCUCUUUCUCAGAGAAUGUGGAUUGCAUGGUGAAUUCCCAAUGAACAUUUUUCAGCUACCAAGCCUACAGUUUCUUAGUGUGAGGUACAAUCCAGAUCUGAUUGGUUAUUUGCCUGAAUUUCAGGAAACCAGUCCGUUAAAACUGUUGUAUCUUUCUGGUACAAGUUUUUCUGGUGAGUUACCAACUUCAAUUGGGAGGCUUGGUUCUUUGACUAAGUUGGACAUCAGCUCAUGCAAUUUCACUGGGUUGGUCCCAUCUCCACUUGGUCACCUUUCCCAGUUAUCCUAUUUAGACCUUUCAAAUAACUUUUUUAGUGGCCAAAUUCCUUCUUCCAUGGCAAAUCUUACCCGACUUACCUUUUUAGACCUUUCUUUGAAUAAUUUAGAAGGUGGAAUCCCAACUUCAUUAUUUGAACUUGUAAAUCUUCAAUAUCUUUCUGUAGCAGACAAUUCCUUGAAUGGGACAGUGGAACUUAACAGGUUAUCAUUGCUCGGUUACACCAGAACCAAUGUUACUCUCCCUAAAUUUAAGCUUUUAGGAUUGGAUUCAUGCAACUUAACUGAGUUUCCUGAUUUCCUGCAAAACCAAGAUGAAUUGGAGGUGCUCUUCCUUUCCGAUAAUAAAAUUCAUGGUCCAAUUCCAAAAUGGAUGUGGAACAUAAGCCAAGAAAACCUAGAGUCUCUUGACCUUUCUGGAAACCUUUUAACCGGCUUUAACCAACAUCCAGUUGUGCUUCCCUGGUCCAAGUUAAGCAUUUUAGAACUUGAUUCUAACAUGUUGCAAGGACCACUUCCAAUUCCACCACCAUCAACCAUUGAAUAUUAUUCAGUCUCUAGAAAUAAACUGAUCGGAGAAAUUUCGCCACUUAUUUGCAACAUGAGUUCUCUUAUCUUACUUGAUUUGUCUAGUAACAAUUUGAGUGGCAGGAUUCCCCAAUGUCUGGCCAACUUGAGCAAAUCUCUGUUCAUACUGGAUCUGGGAAGCAACAACCUUGAUGGCCCCAUUCCUCAAACAUGCACAGUGCCAAACAAUUUGAGGGUGAUUGAUUUAGGUGAAAAUCAAUUCCAAGGCCAAAUACCAAGAUCAUUUGCCAAUUGCAUGAUGCUCGAGCACCUUGUUCUCGGAAACAAUCAAAUCGAUGAUAUUUUCCCUUUUUGGCUUGGAGCCCUCCCACAGCUACAGGUUCUUAUUUUGAGAUCCAACAGAUUCCAUGGUGCAAUAGGGAGCUGGCACUCCAAUUUCAGGUUUCCCAAGUUGCGCAUCGUCGACCUCUCUGACAAUAAGUUUAUAGGUGAUUUGCCAUCAGAGUAUUUCCAAAAUUGGGAUGCCAUGAAACUUACAGAUAUUGCAAAUGACCUUAGGUACAUGCAGGCACGCCCAAAGUUUCAAAUCCCAGGGUAUGGAUGGACUGCCCAUUACAUGUACUCAAUGACAAUGACAAAUAGAGGUAUGCAGAGGUUUUAUGAGAAGAUCCCUGAUGUUUUCAUAGCAAUUGAUUUCUCAGGCAACAAUUUCAAAGGACAAAUUCCAACCUCCAUUGGGAACCUCAAUGGGUUUCAUUUGCUGAACCUUGGCAGCAACAAUCUUACUGGCCAUAUCCCAUCCUCCCUGGGGGACCUAACACAGCUGGAGUCAUUGGAUCUUUCCCAGAACCAGCUCUCAGGAGAGAUCCCUUUGCAACUAACAAGGAUAACAUUCCUUGCAUUCUUCAAUGUGUCUCAUAAUCAUCUGACGGGGCCUAUACCACAAGGAAAUCAAUUUACAACAUUUCCAAAUGCUUCCUUUGAUGGGAACCUGGGAUUGUGUGGAAGUCCUUUGUCAAGGGCAUGUGGAAGUUCCGAGGCAUCACCACCAACAUCUUCAUCCUCUAAACAGGGUUCAACUAGUGAAUUUGAUUGGAAAUUUGUAUUAAUGGGAUAUGGAAGUGGGCUAGUAAUUGGAGUCUCAAUUGGGUACUACUUGACCUCAUGGAAACAUGAGUGGUUCGUGAAAACCUUUGGAAAGCGGCAAAGAAAAUGGACAAGGAAAGAAAGGAGGCACAUAGGCUGAAUUGAUCCAACCCGAAUUUCCUUGAAAGAUUUCUUAAUCUAUGUAUACUGCUUGAAUUGUUGGACUUCUUUCUUCAUUUCUUUUUCCUUUCUAGUCAUGGUGUUACUUCAACUUGUGUUUGUGUUGGCAAAUGGAUGUAAAACUACUUGGGUUUCUUAAUAAUAUGUAGUGUAGCAAUACAACUUGAUUA